This is a messenger RNA of Marmota flaviventris (yellow-bellied marmot), 610 nucleotides long. Its product is annotated as AP-4 complex subunit sigma-1. The record is from RefSeq and is a predicted model, not a curated record. NCBI's taxonomy places the organism in Eukaryota, Metazoa, Chordata, Mammalia, Rodentia, Sciuridae. Gene Ontology annotation, biological process: protein transport.
CUAGUAAGGGUUGGAGAACAAGCUUCAGCGGGAAAGGGGGAGGGGGACCCUAGGAAGACCCGUCGCAGGACCAUCAUCCCCCGAGCCGCACAGGUUCCAAUGACAGCCAUCCCUUGCUAUAACUUUUAAACUGUAUUUGGAAAAACACUGGCCAGGAAAAAAAUGAUAAAAUUUUUCCUUAUGGUGAAUAAACAAGGCCAGACCCGACUUUCUAAGUACUAUGAGCAUGUGGAGAUUAAUAAGCGAACACUUCUGGAAACAGAAGUCAUAAAGAGUUGUCUCUCUCGAUCCAAUGAACAGUGCUCUUUUAUUGAAUAUAAGGAUUUUAAGCUGAUAUAUCGGCAAUAUGCAGCUCUCUUCAUUGUGGUUGGAGUUAAUGACACUGAGAAUGAGAUGGCUAUUUAUGAAUUCAUCCACAAUUUUGUGGAAGUUUUAGACGAGUACUUCAGCCGAGUGAGUGAACUAGAUAUAAUGUUUAAUUUGGAUAAAGUACACAUCAUUUUGGACGAGAUGGUGUUAAAUGGCUGCAUUGUGGAAACUAAUCGGGCAAGAAUUCUUGCCCCUCUACAAAUUCUUGAUAAGAUGUCAGAAAGCUGAAGAGAAGGCUCUG